Molecule: messenger RNA, 2028 nt
Organism: Trypanosoma grayi
Lineage: Eukaryota; Euglenozoa; Kinetoplastea; Trypanosomatida; Trypanosomatidae
Exons: 1
Source: RefSeq, a predicted model, not a curated record
AUGAGCGCCAGUAACAAACGGGAGGACGGUGCAGGCCGCGCCCCAGCGUGUGCCGCAUUCGCCUGCUGUGUGUGCCGCCGCAUCGUCACGCUCGACGGGCGGGGCGUGGCGUGUGGCGCGGGCCUUCCGCUCGCGUUGCCGUCGUCGAUGUGCACUGCGCCGUCAGUAGUAGCAGCAGCUGCAGCAGCAGCAUCACCGCUUCGGCCGCCGAGUGGCGUCUUUCUCAAGACAUCGCGGGUGCUGCACGUCGAGGAUACGGUGGCUGAGCGGCGGCGCCGCAGGGACCAGCGAGCUUCGCUUCUAAAGGCGAGGGAUGAGGCGUGGCGGGACCAGCAAAGGCAGCACCAGGAAAAUGUAAAGGGAUCAGGUGGGGGAGAUGCCGAAGCGGCGCUGGAUGAGUGGGAAGAGCAGGAGACGGCACACCGGCAGCUGCUGCACCCGGCCAUCAGGGGCUCACUGUUGAGCGCGGCGGGAAAGUACACUCCGCUGGCGCCAUCGCCACUUACGCCGUGGCUCAACACACGCUACGCCCGCUUGAAGAACGGCUUGUAUAACACCAGCGGCACAGCUCCCGCAACGGUCGAUGCAAGGCGAACAAUGACUGCGGAGGCGCGCAUUGUGGCGCGUCUGUCACCGUCUUUUUCGUAUCAGUACGCGUGGCUUUCCGCGGCGGAAGCGGAAACGUACAUAGGGGAGCUGUGGCGCAUGCUACACGACGCUCCAGUUCCCCCGCCAGGCUCGUCGACCCCACUCACUGUUCAGUGUGACGAGUUCCGUCGUGGGGAAGAGCAGAAACUGCAGCAGGCUGAGCAACAGCAAACCGCCGGAAUGACAACAGAGGUCACCACCACGCCACUGGGCUCCCCGCAGCUUCUGCCGUCAUCACGGCGGGUUUCGCAGCUUUCGUUUGCGUCGGCCAACAACAUUCCCUCGCUGGAGGGGUCGCCAACGAUGAAUCUCUGCGCGCCGUCCCUUGUGCCAGGCCGCACGGCACCCUCUCCGCUCUUUGCGGUGACGGCAAUAACAUCUGGCUGCUCACCUCGUGCGUUGCCGACCCUGCACAUGCGCAAAAUCGAGGCGAUGAGGCUGCACGCAGUAGAUUCCGAUUCUACGCGUAGAGGAAGAACGUCAUUGACGAGCCGUAUCCCGCCCAAAGCGACGAUACCCUUGCCGCAGUUGUUGUCUUCCUCUGCCGCCGCCGCCGUUACUGCAGCCCUGCCCUCCAGGGAGGUAUAUAUCUCGACGUUUGCGCGCCACUUAAUGCGGCGGGUGGUGCAUAACGCUGGCACAGACCUACCGCUCUGCCCACGUUGCUGCAAGGAAGCUCUGGAAAUGCAGCAGAAGAGCGUUGGCCAGGUUGUAGAGGAUGUCGUUGGCCUCGCCGCGGCUUAUGCAAACCCCGACGCGGUGAGUUUUGUACUUUGCUACCGUGCGGGCUGCGCGCGCGAGGAGACGACGAGACCUGGCUUGUGUGAUGCGAGCGCAAUAAACACCCGCGAGGCGCCACUGGCCUCCAGCAAUAAUGACAACAGCAAUAAGAAUUCUCCAACAUCAGAGGGGCAGAAUCAUCAUCAGCAGUGGCAGCAGGACCGUGAGGAUGGCCUCGUUGGUGUGCAGAACAUAUUGGUUAAUUCGGAUGUGAGCGUCAGCUGUGUGGUGCAGCAAGAGGCGCUGCAGCGGCUGAAGCUGGAGCUGCUGGAGGCGGAAGCGCAGUCGCGUCUUCUUUCUGCGUUCUUGCAGGCGUUCCGCCAUGAGGCAGACGUGCUGGCGGCGCAGCGGCGCGUCGAGGCCUCGGCGUUGUGUGCAAAGAUGGCGGCGGCGCGCAACGCCCAGCAGGUGCGCGCCUUCUUUGAUGUGGAGGACGCCGCAUCAGGAGUCGCCCUGCGUAUGCAGAACGCCAUGCGCAGCUGUGCCUUUGUCGCUAAGACGAGCGCAGUGCUGCUGGCGUUUCCCGUACGCACCAGCGGCGUUGUCGCGACGAUCGCGGGGCUGCGGCUCGGCCAGCACCCCGCCAACUCGGCGGCGUGG